CUCUGUCUGCGCGCGCCGGGGGGCGGGGGCGGGGGCGGGGCCGCGGCGGGCGGGGGCGGGGCCGCGGAGCGUGCCGCCUCCGACGUGUUUCCGGCCUUAAAGGCACCUCGCCCUUCCCUUUAAGACGCACCGCCCCUCCGCAGUCACUCCCAAGAUGGCGGACCUGCUGGGCUCCAUCCUGAGCUCCAUGGAGAAGCCGCCCAGCCUCGGGGACCAGGAAUCUCGGCGCAAGGCCCGAGAGCAGGCCGCCCGGCUGAAGAAACUGCAGGAGCAAGACAGACAGCAGAAAGCCGAGUUCCGUAAAAGGAUGGAGAAAGAGGUGUCAGAUUUCAUCCAAGACAGCGGCCAGGUCAAGAAAAAGUUCCAGCCAAUGAACAAAAUAGAGAGGAGCAUCCUACACGAUGUGGUGGAAGUGGCUGGCCUGACGUCCUUCUCCUUCGGGGAAGAUGAUGAGUGUCGCUAUGUCAUGAUCUUCAAAAAGGAAUUUGCGCCCUCCGAUGAAGAGCUGGACUCCUACCGUCGUGGCGAGGAGUGGGACCAGAAGGCCGAGGAGAAACGGAAGUUGAAGGAGCUGGCCCAGCGGCAGGAGGAGGAGGCGGCCCAGCAGGGCCCCGUGGUGGUGAGCCCCGCGAGCGACUACAAGGACAAGUACAGCCACCUCAUUGGCAAGGGGGCGGCCAAGGACGCAGCCCACAUGCUGCAGGCCAACAAGACCUACGGCUGUGUGCCCGUGGCCAACAAGAGGGACACGCGCUCCAUCGAAGAGGCCAUGAAUGAGAUCCGGGCCAAGAAGCGGCUGCGCCAGAGUGGGGAAGAGUUGCCUCCCACCUCCUAGGCGCCGCUGCUCCCCGGGGCAGGGCAGGGCAGGGCAGGGGGCAGGGGGAACAGGCUGCUGCUACUAGAACCCAUCCUGGAGCCCCCCCGCCCCCCACACCACCUCUGACGGUGUCUAUCGGGCUGGGGGGCUGGUUUGACGCGUCA
Lutra lutra (Eurasian river otter) is the source of this 981-nucleotide messenger RNA. It is a transcript of the gene SPAG7, whose product is annotated as sperm associated antigen 7. NCBI's taxonomy places the organism in Eukaryota, Metazoa, Chordata, Mammalia, Carnivora, Mustelidae. The record is from RefSeq and is a predicted model, not a curated record. Gene Ontology annotation, molecular function: nucleic acid binding.